Molecule: messenger RNA, 3381 nt
Organism: Pezoporus flaviventris
Lineage: Eukaryota; Metazoa; Chordata; Aves; Psittaciformes; Psittacidae
Gene: MFAP3L
Product: microfibril associated protein 3 like
Exons: 2
Coding region: 625-1773 (382 amino acids)
Source: RefSeq, a predicted model, not a curated record
GGACAAAAUUGUGUAUAUUAAGGAUUCCAACAGCAACUCCGAAAACUUUUCCUGGACCAGUUCUUUCUUACACCAUGCUCCACGAUUCACCUAAACUCAUGCACGUGACAUAGUUACAGCACUGAAUCCAUAGUGACAGCUUUAAUGUGCUGUACCUUUGUUUCUCCUGUUGAUUUUGCAAAUGUUAAAAAAAAAGAGAAAAAUCAGUCGAACUUUUGGCAUACAACUGUAGCUGCUGCUCUAGCUAAAUUGCUGCUAAGUGUCUAGGUGAUAAAAGCUUUCUCCCACGCCUGCCACACUGAACAACACUAUUAUCAGGAAAAUGUAUGCAUCUUUUUCCAGUAAGAAUAAGGACUGUGAUAACUUUAGCAUUUAGACAAGACACUGAGCUGAUGAUUGUGAAAUGCAUUAAUGGAUGUGUCACUAUUUUAAAAGAGCACAUCUAAUGGAUUGUUUAUACAUCCAUCUCAUUGUACUUAUUUAUUUAUUUUAUAGGAUACUUUAAACAUUAAAUUGCACAGAUCAAGGUAGAACUCUCCUGUGACCUCCUCACGUCAUGGGCCUGUGUUGAACGGAACCAAUCCCAGUCCCCAGCCAGUUGUGUAUGUAUACCGCUGAAGGAAAAUGAACAUACUGAACAGCCACCACUUUUUGUACUUUCUGCCUACCACACGCCUUGUCAUCUUAUUAGCAGCUUUAGCAACUGCUGAGGAUGUGACUAAUAGCACUUUCAACCGCACUGACAUGAACACGGGAUCCGUGCCCUCGGUGAUCUCCCACAUCGACCAUAUUAUAGUCAAGGAGGGGAGUAGUGCCUUGAUUGACUGCAAUGUCCAAGGUAGCCCUAGUCCACAUUACAGAUGGUACAAUUCCAACGGCUACCUACUCAAAGAGGAGGAGAAUAAAGCAGGAAAAUGGUGGUUUCUUGACAAUGGGCUACUAAACAUUACCAGCGUGUCUUUUGAAGACAGAGGUAAAUACACAUGUGUUGCAUCUAAUACGUACGGCAGUGUUAACAAUACUGUGACUCUGAGGGUUGUCUUCACCUCCGGAGAUAUGGGCAUCUAUUACAUGAUUGUCUGCCUUGUAGCUUUUACCAUUGUUAUGAUACUGAACAUUACUCGGUUAUGUAUGAUGAGCAGUCAUCUGAAGAAAACUGAGAAAGCAAUCAAUGAAUUCUUCAGAACAGAAGGGGCAGAGAAACUCCAGAAAGCCUUUGAGAUUGCAAAGCGUAUCCCAAUUAUCACUUCAGCCAAAACACUUGAGCUUGCCAAAGUAACCCAGUUCAAGACCAUGGAAUUUGCUCGCUAUAUCGAAGAGCUUGCUCGGAGCGUACCUUUGCCACCUCUCAUCAUGAACUGCAGGACUAUAAUGGAAGAAAUUAUGGAGGUUGUCGGUCUGGAGGAGCAAGGACAGAAUUUUGUACGGCAGACAGCAGAAGGCCAGGAAACCACUGAAACAGAUGAGCUAUACAUGAUCCCAAAUGCUUUGAAGCGCAGUGACUCUCCCACAGGUGACUCCGAUGCAUCAUCACUGCACGAGCCACCUCAACAGAUUGCAAUAAAAGUAUCAGUUCACCCAUUGUCUAAAAAGGACUGCAUGGACGGUCAGUCACAAGAAAGCAUGCAGCUGGACAGCAAGGAAGAGGACACUUCUCAAACACCAGCACUUCCUGCAGAACCCCUUCCUGAGCCUUCUGCUGAACUCAGUUCUGAUGACACAGCAUUGGCAAAUGACAAAAAUACAUGCAUUAUAUAUGAAAGCCAUGUAUGAUAGUUACUCCUGAAUCUAUGCAUAGCAGGAAAAUCAGGUGGAGCUCUUUUAAAAAUACAUAUUGUAAUUGCCGCUAAGCCUUACCUGGAGACUAUCAUAGCAAAAGCAUGUAUGUGGAUUAUUUGGCACUUUCUUCUCAGUUUGACUUUAGUUUACCAUGAUGUAUGGCAGAGUAAUUGCUAUUACAUUAAUAUUAAUUGCUCUUUUUGAUUAGGAGUAUUUCCAAGAAACAUUUACCUCAGCAUUUUCUAGGUUGGAGUUCCCUAUAGUGGCCUCCUGAAAGUCACUGGUAGUCUUCGAUGCAGGACACUUGAACUUACUAAACAUAAAACUGGUUUUCAUUUUCCUCCUUGACUCUCUUAUUUCCAUCUACAGCAUUUUUGCAGAUAUUAUCUUGUGAAUUUGAAAUAUUGCCCAAGAGGCAGCACUCCAGUAGCCAAAUCAAAUCCUAAUAGGUCCCAUUUAAAAAACCCGUUUGUUCAGCUGCAUUGUCAUUUAGAGGGCUAUUAAAGAAAGUUAAAAUGUUUCCAUUUCAUUUGAGACUGCACUGCUCAGGCACAGGGGAAAUAGUUUCCCUUUUUCCAUGGAAUGAAGAUGCCAACAAUUGUGUUUUUUUCACAUCAAGAAACAACUUUGAGGUAUAUUUUACAGAUGGGAAAGUGUGUAAACAUCUCACAGAAAGUUCCAAUCCAACAACUCUGCAUGGAUUUUUUUAUAAUUGACCGUUUCUAACUUUGCCAGAAGUUUAUAUGGAAAAUAGCUGCAAAUAUGCAAGAUGUCUUUGGGUUUUGUUUGUUUGGAGUUUUUUUGGUAGUAAUUUGGUAGGAGUAAGUAUGCACUACCUUACCAAAAGAUACGCAGGUUCCUUAACAGUCCUGCGAAUGCCAGUAAUCAGCUGGUAACAAGGCUGAAAUGGCAGAAGACCCUUUUAUUGGGAUUCUCAAUUUGGUGCAGAUUCGUAUUUUGAAGAUCAAACCUAAAUUCAUCUAUGAGUCUGACAGUGUUUUAUCCAAACUAAAAAAACAAAAUAAUAUAAUUGUCCUGUGAAAUUCCAAUAUGACGAUCACACACAAACUGUUUACUACAUUGUAAUUGCUUUGUUAUUUUACCUCCUACCUGUGUAGGAUGUUCACUGCUUGAGUACAUGUGUCCCUACCCCAAUAAAGCUUUAAUCAUCACAGUGACUGGGGCAUUAAAAAGGGUCAAUGUUUAUGCCAGGAAAUGCCAGGAGUGGAAAGGAAGUGAUAAUUCCUAUUGCAAGUAGACUAUAAAGAGGACCUUCUCUGGAGUGAGUCUGGAAUGAAAGCUCUUCCAAGGAGGAGUUGCGUAAGAUUCAUAACAUAUUACUUAAUCACCUGGCACACUUUAAUUUGGAAGUAAUGAACAAACUGUCACCUUACAGUUUUUAAGAAGGACUGUAGUGUAAGUACAGCUACUCAAAACUAAUCUGGAAUUAAGCAUAUUGCGGAAGUCACUUAGGUCUCUGGGGAGAUGAGGUGUGGAUGGCUCUCUGGACAUUUUACUGAAGUGCCCACAUCUACAUAAGGUGUCCAUUCAAGGCAGUCAGGUAUAUUAACUGCACAGGUAAUUGAGAGCAAACAAAGUCAA